Molecule: messenger RNA, 1911 nt
Organism: Colletotrichum gloeosporioides
Lineage: Eukaryota; Fungi; Ascomycota; Sordariomycetes; Glomerellales; Glomerellaceae
Product: Nuc-1 negative regulatory protein preg
Exons: 4
Coding region: 1-1911 (636 amino acids)
Biological process (GO): regulation of cyclin-dependent protein serine/threonine kinase activity
Cellular component (GO): nucleus; cyclin-dependent protein kinase holoenzyme complex
Molecular function (GO): protein kinase binding; cyclin-dependent protein serine/threonine kinase regulator activity
Source: RefSeq, a predicted model, not a curated record
AUGUUGACAACAUCUCCCAUCGUGGCCAGCUCCGCCAAUGCGUCGCCCAGCAGCUUUCAUUAUGCCCCUACGCGCUCCUCCCCGCACUCGUCUCCUGCCCGGCUUUCGGCCCCUUUGCCGCGGCGGCACUCUGCAUCCAGAUCCUCCCCGUCCACCUCAAUGACCUCACCCUCCCAACCACGCCCACGACAAUAUGUAGCUGUCGAUGCCGGCACUCAAUACUCUCCCAUGGAGUCUCCGAAUCACCAGCCCCAGGCACACCCGACAGAAGGUGUCGCCGAUGCCCCGCGCACCUCAGUGCCCGCUACGCCUGCCGAACCCCCACCAGCGCCGCGUCCUCAACCGAUAGACCCUUCCGCGCCUCUGCCGCGACCUCAACCUCAGCCGACAACGCAAACGCAGACUGUCGUGCCUCCUGCCGUACGGCAGUCAUCAGUCACCAUCGCCUCACCUGGCAAGCGACGGAACUCCCAAGACCCCGCCAUCGCGCAAGCGAGCGCAUCCGGCGCCGGCGAAUCUUUGAGUGCGGCUAAGCGCCCCAAGCCAACAGCUGGGCCGGCCAAGGUACUGCCACAGCGGUACGAGCUGUGCGGUGUCGAGGAUAUGGUUGUUUUGAUAUCACACAUGCUGUCUGAACUCAUCGAGACCAAUGACGCCCUGGCUCUUCGCUCUGGCAGCCUGACUCGGUUCCAUUCGAGGACGACACCGAGCAUUUCUGUCCUUGACUACCUGAACAGACUAGCCAAACACGCGACACUGACACCGCCGCUGCUGCUGUCCAUGGUCUACUACAUUGACCGACUAUGUGCCUUAUAUCCAGAAUUCACCAUCAACACGCUCACUGUACAUCGCUUCCUGAUAACGGCGGCCACUGUCGCGGCCAAAGGCUUAUCGGACUUGUUCUGGAACAACACUACAUAUGCGCGAGUGGGAGGCGUUAGGGUCGCCGAACUCAAGCUGCUGGAACUAGAGUUUCUGUACAGGGUAGACUGGAAGAUCGUGCCAAACCCAGAAGUACUCGUCGCAUACUAUCGGGGCCUAGUUGAACGCUGCCCCGGCUAUGCUCUGCAGGACGAGGAUGCGGUCGUCGAGGAUGAAGGCUCUGACGAGGUUGACGACGAGGAGGGGUCAACCGAAAUUUCAGACGGCGGCGGUGACGACAGUGGGGACUCGCCCGAUGAUGAGAGUCCUGCGAAGUCGCCGCCGCCUGACGCAGCAGGCUGGGUCCCCCAGAACCUCCCCUCCCACAACCUCCGUCUCCUUCAAUCGGCGUCAUCACCCAGGCCACCGAAUCCGACGACUGAACGGGUGCAGAGAAAUUGGAAAACCAUGCGCGCGACAUCGUUCCUGUCGGCGCUCUUCGCAGCGACCCUCGCCGCCGCAGCUGAGGCGCGCCUCGCCAAGAUCUACGUCGAGCCAGUCUCCCUCGCCGCGAGCAAGUCGCCCUCCUUCCUCGCCGAGGUCGAAUACGACGCAAAGCAACCCGCCGAGGCGACCGUCUCGUCUUUCGAGUUUCCCGAGCUGCCCGAGGACGGCGCGAAGCUCGUGCGUGUAGGCGUCUACGAUACCGCGACGAAGCAAUGGACGUCCUCCGUGUCGGUGGCCUCGACGGAGAACUUUGCCAAGGGGUACCAGCCCAACAUCCUCCUGAGCGUGGACGCUGACGGCAACGUGGUUGGAGCGGGCUUGAAGGGCGUUAGGAUCGAUGCGGGCGCGACGAGGGACUUCGGGCCGCAGGCUGUUGUUCGGGUUGCGGGACAGGGCAAGACACCGGAGCUGAAUAAGCCGGUUGUGCUGAGUCCUGAGGGGAGGAAGGUCGUCCAAGAGGAGAAGACCCUCUUCCAAAAGUACUGGUGGUUGAUUGCGAUCGUUGUCCUCAUGACGGUCACGGGCGGCGGAGAUGGGAAAUAG